Molecule: messenger RNA, 409 nt
Organism: Staurois parvus
Lineage: Eukaryota; Metazoa; Chordata; Amphibia; Anura; Ranidae
Source: the annotation of a GenBank genome assembly
GAGGGGAUUGAGGGCCCUGCUCCUUGGAGCUUACAAUCUAGGAGGGAGGGGGUGGUGGCACAGGAGGAGAUAGCUGUGGGGGAUGGAGUGGGUAGGAAGAGUGGAGGAGCCAGUGGAGGGAUUGGCAGAGGGGAGUGGAGGACACUGAGUGGAGGCCAGUGGAGGGAUUGGCAGAGGGGGGUGGAGGUCACUGAAUGGAGGUCAGUGGAGGGAUUGGCAGAGGGGGGUGGAGGACACUGAGUGGAGGGAUUGGCAGAGGGGGGUGGAGGACACUGAAUGGAGGCCAGUGGAGGGAUUGGCAGAGGGGGGUGGAGGACACUGAAUGGAGGCCAGUGGAGGGAUUGGCAGAGGGGGGUGGAGGACACUGAAUGGAGGCCAGUGGAGGGAUUGGCAGAGGGGGGUGGAGGAC